Messenger RNA from Fulmarus glacialis (Northern fulmar), 3687 nucleotides. It is a transcript of the gene PPIP5K2, whose product is annotated as diphosphoinositol pentakisphosphate kinase 2. The transcript has 29 exons. Gene Ontology annotation, molecular function: inositol hexakisphosphate kinase activity; diphosphoinositol pentakisphosphate kinase activity; 5-diphosphoinositol pentakisphosphate 1-kinase activity. Gene Ontology annotation, cellular component: cytosol. NCBI's taxonomy places the organism in Eukaryota, Metazoa, Chordata, Aves, Procellariiformes, Procellariidae. The record is from RefSeq and is a predicted model, not a curated record. Gene Ontology annotation, biological process: inositol metabolic process; inositol phosphate biosynthetic process. Bases 1 to 3687 code for a protein of 1228 amino acids.
AUGUCUGUUAGUGCAACCGAGAAUGAUCCUCCUAGAUUCUUCGUGGGUGGAGAAGAUGGAGAAGAAUUAUUGGAUUCAGCCAGAUCUACAGAUUACGAACAUUUCUAUGACCAUGGGGAAGAAGAGGAGGAAGAGUAUGACUCUCCACCAGAAAGACAAAUCGCAGUUGGGAUUUGUUCAAUGGCUAAAAAAUCUAAGUCCAAACCAAUGAAAGAAAUUCUUGAACGCCUCUCCAUGUUUAAGUACAUAACUGUGGUAAUAUUUGAAGAGGAUGUUAUUUUGAAUGAGCCAGUAGAAAACUGGCCUUUAUGUGACUGUCUCAUUUCUUUUCAUUCUAAAGGAUUUCCACUGGACAAAGCAGUUGCCUAUGCAAAACUCAGGAAUCCAUUCAUAAUCAAUGACUUGAAUAUGCAGUAUCACAUACAAGACAGGAGAGAAGUAUACGGUAUUCUUAAAGCUGAAGGCAUUUUACUUCCUCGCUAUGCAGUUCUGAACCGUGAUCCAAACAAUCCCCAAGAAUGCAACUUGAUUGAAGGAGAAGAUCACGUGGAAGUGAAUGGAGAAAUUUUCCAAAAGCCUUUUGUAGAAAAGCCAGUUAGUGCUGAGGACCACAAUGUUUACAUUUAUUAUCCAACAUCUGCUGGGGGUGGAAGCCAGAGGCUCUUUAGAAAGAUUGGCAGCAGAAGCAGUGUUUAUUCCCCUGAAAGCAGCGUGAGAAAAACAGGCUCCUAUAUUUAUGAGGAAUUCAUGCCUACAGAUGGCACUGAUGUGAAGGUGUACACAGUAGGUCCAGACUAUGCUCAUGCUGAAGCCCGGAAGUCUCCAGCUCUGGAUGGCAAGGUAGAACGAGAUAGUGAAGGAAAAGAAGUGAGGUAUCCAGUCAUCCUGAAUGCAAGAGAGAAGUUAAUUGCUUGGAAAGUGUGCCUUGCCUUUAAACAAACAGUUUGUGGCUUUGAUUUGCUGCGUGCUAAUGGACAGUCCUAUGUCUGUGAUGUGAAUGGCUUCAGUUUUGUGAAAAACUCCAUGAAAUACUAUGAUGAUUGUGCUAAAAUACUGGGAAAUAUCAUAAUGAGAGAACUUGCUCCCCAGUUUCAGAUACCAUGGUCUAUUCCUUUGGAAGCUGAAGACAUCCCUAUUGUGCCAACCACCUCUGGAACAAUGAUGGAGCUUAGAUGUGUUAUAGCUGUAAUACGCCAUGGGGACAGAACACCAAAACAAAAAAUGAAGAUGGAAGUAAAACAUCAAAAGUUUUUUGAUCUCUUUGAAAAAUGUGAUGGAUAUAAAUCUGGAAAACUAAAACUGAAAAAACCAAAACAGUUGCAGGAAGUGCUUGAUAUAGCAAGGCAACUCCUUGUAGAACUUGGGCAAAACAAUGAUUCUGAAAUUGAAGAAAGUAAAGCAAAACUUGAACAACUAAAGACUGUGUUAGAAAUGUAUGGGCAUUUUUCAGGCAUAAAUCGCAAAGUUCAGUUAACAUAUCUUCCUCAUGGUUGCCCAAAGACUUCCAGUGAAGAGGAAGAUAAUAGAAGAAAUGAGCCAUCCCUACUUCUCGUUCUAAAAUGGGGAGGAGAAUUGACCCCUGCGGGCAGGGUUCAAGCAGAGGAGCUUGGAAGGGCUUUCAGGUGUAUGUAUCCAGGUGGACAAGGAGAUUAUGCUGGAUUUCCUGGAUGUGGUUUACUUAGAUUACAUAGCACUUACCGACAUGAUCUCAAAAUCUACGCUUCUGAUGAGGGACGAGUUCAAAUGACUGCAGCAGCUUUUGCAAAGGGACUACUGGCCUUAGAGGGUGAGCUGACUCCUAUUCUUGUCCAGAUGGUAAAAAGUGCUAAUAUGAAUGGUCUGUUGGACAGCGACAGUGAUUCUUUAAGCAGCUGUCAGCAUCGUGUUAAAGCAAGACUCCAUGAAAUUCUCCAGAGAGAUAGAGAAUUUACUGCUGAUGACUAUGAUAAGCUUACUCCAUCUGGAAGCAUCUCAUUGAUAAAAUCAAUGCAGGUUAUUAAAAAUCCUGUAAAGACAUGUGACAAGGUCUAUUCCUUGAUCCAGAGCUUGACUUCUCAGAUCAGGCAAAGAAUGGAAGAUCCAAAGUCUGCAGAUAUUCAGCUGUACCACAGUGAAACACUAGAACUGAUGCUGCGCAGGUGGGCCAAGCUGGAAAAAGACUUCAAAACAAAAAAUGGAAGAUAUGAUAUUAGCAAAAUUCCUGAUAUUUAUGACUGUAUAAAAUAUGAUGUGCAGCACAAUGGCUCCUUAAAAUUAGAAAACACAAUGGAAUUAUACAGGCUUUCAAAGGCUUUAGCUGACAUUGUGAUCCCUCAGGAAUAUGGUAUUUCUAAGGCUGAGAAACUAGAGAUUGCCAAAGGUUACUGCACUCCUCUAGUUAGAAAAAUCCGUUCUGACCUUCAGAGAACUCAAGAUGAUGAUACUGUAAAUAAGCUUCACCCUCUUUACUCCAGGGGUGUUAUGUCUCCUGAACGCCAUGUUCGUACACGGCUGUAUUUCACCAGCGAGAGUCAUGUCCACUCCCUGUUAUCCACCCUUCGUUAUGGUGCCUUAUGUGACGAAUCAAAAGAUGAACAAUGGAAACGAGCUAUGGAUUAUUUAAAUGUUGUCAAUGAACUCAAUUACAUGACACAGAUUGUUAUCAUGCUUUAUGAGGAUCCAAACAAGGAACUUUCUUCGGAAGAACGUUUUCAUGUAGAGCUGCACUUUAGUCCAGGAGCCAAAGGCUGUGAGGAAGAUAAAAAUUUACCAGCUGGAUAUGGAUACAGACCUGCCUCCAGAGAGAAUGAAGGCUCGAAGAAAACCUCUCACAGAAAUGAUAGUGAUGAGGAGGCACAUGCUUCUAAAAGAGAUGAAACAGAUCGGUCAGUAGUGAUGUUCAAGCCAAUGGUAUCAGACCCAAUUCACAUACACAGAAAGUCACCCCUUCCAAGAUCCAGGAAGAUUGGUUCUGUUGAAGAAGAGAGCCCCCUGAGUGUGUCUAGCCCAGAGUGUAUUGGUACCUGGCUGCAUUACACCAGUGGUGUGGGUACUGGGCGUCGAAGACGCAGAUCAGGGGAACAAAUCACUUCUUCCCCUGUCUCCCCUAAAUCAUUGGCUUUCACAUCCAGUAUUUUUGGCUCAUGGCAACAGGUCCUGUCAGAAAGCAAUAGUAACUUACGAACACCGAGAACUAUUCUGGAACAAAAGCAGAGUGGUCUAGGGUCUCACUGUGCGGGCCUGUUUAGCACCUCAGUGCUCGGGGGUUCUUCAAGUGCACCUAACCUACAGGAUUAUGCUCGUACUCAUCGUAAAAAGCUGACUUCUUCUGGCUUCAUAGAUGGUUUUGAACUAUAUUCCAUGGUGCCUUCUAUUUGCCCUUUGGAAACUCUACACAACUCCUUGUCUCUGAAGCAGGUGGAUGAAUUUCUUGCAUCUGUUGCUGCUCCAUCAAGGGAAAAUCUACAGGAGACAGCUUCUUCAGCUUACAUGAUUCCACUGUCAGGAAGAAAAAUUUCUUUAAAUACAUAUACCCCUGCAAAAAUUCAACCAACACCACUUGAAACUUUGCCUGAAAGGCUAGCAACAGAGAAACCAACCUUAUCUACCCCUGGAUCUUCUGUUUGUGUAUCUAAUGUUAAGCUAUCUCUUGAAGAGGCCUCACUAGAUGUAGAACUUAGUGGUGAAACUCUUUCUGAGAAGAAAUGA